GUUUUCAUCUCGCAGUUUUGAAUGUGAAGCAGAACUUUUUCGAGUGUUAAUAGAAACUAGAGAAGAGAGCAAAUAGCGGGAUGGACCUCGGAGUAAACGGUGAUCUGUGCCUUCUGCAAGAUGAGAAGUUCGACUUUAAUGUUUCUCUGUCACCUGCCAGCCUCACAGGUGACAAUGAUGAUGAUGAUGACGACGAGGUGUUUGUUGGUGUGGUCAGCCAUGAGGAGCGAUGUGUUUCUGUUGGUGUAACGUCUCAGUUGGAGCAGCGCAGCAGUGGCAGCCCCCCGCGGGUCAGCUGGAGCCCGCUGACUGGUGACCAGAUGGAAGCUGUGUGUCAGGAAGCCCACAGACUGGCCAAUCAGCUGCAGAGUGAAGCCCCGUGCUGUGAGCACCCCCAAACCACCACAAACACCAACACAGAGACCUCAGCUGAGAGCGACCAGUUUGUCCAGGAUUCUGGGACUAAACUUGGUCUGCUGGGUCAGACCACCCGAGUACUCAGCCCCAUCAAAAGACAGACCUUCUGCGUUCAGGACAGUCCAAUGAAGCAGCUGCCUCCCGCCAUCCAGCGCCAGCUGCUGAGGGGGAGGAGCUCCAGCACAGCUUCAUCCGCCCGCCCUGCUGCCCCAAGCAGGCUCAGUACCUCCAGCCCCGCAGCCCGAGCCAAAGCCCAGUCCCGGACCUCGCUGCGAGGCAGAUCCACGCUCGGAGCGGCUGCGGUGCUGCCGAGCAAACCUGUCGCUCCGGCUACUUCCUGCUCAGCCAACAAGAGCAAAGUGGAGAAAAGCAGAUUACAACCACCAAGCAAGACAUCAGGGUUUUUGAGGCAAAGCCCGUCGAUGCGUCCCCCCAGCAGGGCCGAGUCCAGUGAGGAUUUACUCUCUGAUUCAGCAAGCGUGGCCUCUGACGUGAGCGACUCCUCCAUCAACUCCUGCCUGCUGGGAAAACACACUUUAGCUCCACCCACUAAGAGUGUUGGAGUGAGAAAACUCUCAGGUGUAAAAGCUCCGCCCCCUCAGAGCAGGAGAAUGACGGACAGGAGGAAUACGUCUUCGUCUUCGUCCUCUGUGUCCAGCUUCAACUCCAGCCUCUCUCUGUCUCCUGCUAAAGGUAAACCGAACUCUUCUCUGAACCAGACUCUGAGCAGCUCCACUGGCCCCACCCCCAGCAGUGUCAGCAGACCAGCCAAUCAGAGCAGACCUCUCCGCUCCACUGCCUACUCGGCUGCAGAGGCCAGCAGCAGUCGCCGCUCGCUGUCCUUCCAUGCCAAGAAGCUGCCUGAAGGGGAGCGAGGCGGAGCCACCAGGUCCACGCCCCUGAAGAGAGCUGAGACCACGCCCCCUCAGCUAACACCCCCAACAAAGAGACUCCUGCAGAGGACCGCCUCCUUAGCCACGAUGGGCCCAGCUCGGCUUCAGAAUGGUGUGAAGACCAAACCCAAGCCUGAGACCCUGACGUUUACCACGCCCGGCUCAGCAGAUGGAUCCAAGAUGUUAAAGCCAAAAAGAUUUCUGUCGACCGGCAGCACAGACGGUCUUCUUCAGAAGUCUUCAGCUGCUCCUCUGACCGCCUCCGUCGGCAGCUACAAGCCUCUGCAGGCGUCACAGCGACCCUCCUCCCUGCCCACCCCGGUCAAACGCAGGAUGUCCGCCAUGCCGGCCUCUGGCAGCCAGACUCGAACCGCUGGGUCUCCGACUGUCGCAGACUCCACCAUCAGACCCCCCACUCCUCCUUCAGUGAGCAAACUACAGUGUUGUAGUCCCGAUUUAAAAAACCAGCCUGCUCACCCUCCUGACAUUCAGCCCUUUCGUCUGGAGGAGGAGCCCCCUGUCGUCAACUCCCCUCCAAAACCUCCAGAGCCCAGCCAGACGGAGAACACGGAUCCUGGAGGGCUGAGAGGAAACGAACCGGCUCCCACCAAGAACCUCAUGGACCUGGAGACGACAGACGACAGCUCGACUCAAACACAAGAGGCUCUCCUGCUGGAUCUUUCUCCUCCGACUUUACAGCCUCAGGAGAAGCUGCUCAUUGAUCUGACCAACACCCCUGACUUGGUUCGCACUAACAUCAAGAGCUGCACCACAACCCAGCUGAUUGACCUGAGCUCUCCACUUAUAAAGUGGAGUCCAGAAGAAAAGAAGAAUGAUGCUCCACUCAUCAACCUGUCCUUCUGAUCCUCAUCCACACGUCCUGGUCUUCCUCCCUGGAGUCUCUAACUGUCCUCGGUCUGGUUCUGUCCUCAGCUGUACUGAGCUGUUCUCUGAAAUCUUUCCUAAAUGGGAGUUUUAUCUUUGAAGUAAUGAAAAUAUUGAGAGGUUAAUUUAGUUUUAAUUAAUUUGUUCCUUGUCUCGUUUUGCUGCUUUUUAUUGUCUGAAUAAAUGUUUUUAAUGUUACUACUGUAACCAUGUCUGAUUGUGUUCACGAGUUUCUGUUUAUGUCCUCAGAAAUAAGGUAAAAACAGAAACCAUGCAGUCUGGAUACUUUUUAAUGUCUUUCUACACAGUCCCAAAAUAUGGGUAUCAUUCUGGUCUGUUUUUCUGCCUUUUAUUUGAUUUUUUUUUUACAUGCCUUAUGACUUGCAGUCAAGAGAAACAGUUUGAUCAGACUUAGAAUAUGGGACUUCAGAAAAAUGUUUUCCCUCCUUGUCUUUCAGGGCUUCUGUAUGUUUUGGCAUGAAGGUGUGAAUUUAGAGAAACUGGCAAGGUAUCAGGCUCAGUGUUGCACUGUAAGAUUUAAAGAGCGGAAACCCUGUAUGAUUUAAUUUAUAAAGCUGCUCACAGAGGAAAAGAGAUGAGUUGAUGGGAGGAGGCUGGGGUGAUUACAGCACCAUCUAGUGGUUUGACAUUGAAACUACAGAUUCAACGAGCACAGACAACUAAAUGUAGUUUUUCCACAACCAACAUGAAAAAAGGUUAAUAUUUCUCUCUUUUCUAUGUUUUUAUGAGCUCCAGCUGUAGCAGCCUGUUGAUAAAGAACAAGGAUUGGAGGUUCACAUGUAGAUGCUGGUCCUGAGCUGUAAAAUGACCAUGCUUCUGCCAUCAGUGAUGAGCGUGAGUCUCAAACCCUUUCCACCACAAUAUAAAUGAUGAGUUGUAACAGGUGUGAA
Austrofundulus limnaeus is the source of this 3106-nucleotide messenger RNA. It is a transcript of the gene gtse1, whose product is annotated as G-2 and S-phase expressed 1. Gene Ontology annotation, cellular component: microtubule cytoskeleton; cytoplasmic microtubule. The transcript has 12 exons. NCBI's taxonomy places the organism in Eukaryota, Metazoa, Chordata, Actinopteri, Cyprinodontiformes, Rivulidae. The record is from RefSeq and is a predicted model, not a curated record. Gene Ontology annotation, molecular function: microtubule binding. Bases 81 to 2174 code for a protein of 697 amino acids.